AUGAAAUGCUUUAUUCCUCUCAAACUUGUCUCGAUACUACCUUUAUUUAUCCAUACAUUGUUUUUAACUGCUAAUGUUUUCGCUAUUCCCGCACCACGUCAAGAUUCCUCGACGUCAUCGAAAUAUGACAUAGUAUCGAGUAAUUUAUGCGAUGCUAACGUGAAACAGUAUUCUGGUUACAUUCAAGUUAGUCCGAGUACUCAUAUGUUCUUCUGGUUCUUCGAAGCACGUCACAACCCCAAGACUGCUCCUUUGACGUUGUGGUUAACGGGUGGGCCUGGUUGCUCGUCCUUGAAUGGAUUAUUUGUAGAAGUUGGUCCAUGUAAAACUGAAAAUAAUGGAAGUUCGACCAUCACAAAUCCCGAGAGCUGGACCGAAGUAUCGAAUGUUCUCUUUCUUGAUCAGCCAAGUGGUGUAGGUUUCUCUUACUCUGAUGAUGUAUAUAAUGUUACUUCAUCUGAACAAGCUUCUGCGGAUAUGUACAAGUUUUUACAACUUUUCUUCCAAAGAUUUCCACAAUAUUCGAAAUUAGAUUUUCAUAUAUUUGGUGAAUCAUAUGGUGGCCGUUUUGCGACAUCCUUGGGCAAAUAUAUAAUCGAUUCGAAUAAUAAAUAUGAAAAUGGAAAAAAUGAAAAAACUAAGAUAAAUCUCAAAUCAGUUGGAUUGGGUAAUGCAUUAAUCAAUUUCCUUAUUCAAUGGAAAUCUCUCACAGACUUUAUGGCAAAUAAUUCGUAUGUGUCUAUAAAUGAAACGAUCAUUAAUCAAAUGAUUGAUGCAUGGCCAGCGUGUGAAAAAGCAACCACAAAGUGUAAUCAAGAAAAAUUGGCCAAUGUGUGUCUUCGUGCUGUAGAUGUUUGUGCUGGAUCAAAUACUUCUUAUGCUUCGUACUAUUCAAACACUGGAUUAAGCCAAUAUGAUGUUAGAGCUCCGGUUGAAUCGAUGACGAGUGUACUUUCGCCUGACUAUGUGAAUUAUAUCACUAAACCCGAUGUUUUACAAGAAAUUGGUGCAAACAGUAAAAUAAAAUAUUUAGUGUGUUCAGGACGAGUUGGUCUGAAUCUUUAUCCUGAAUUGCCACUUGAUUUUAGUUCUGAGCUCGAAUUCCUACUCGAGAAUGGUAUCGGAGCUUUAAUUUAUCAUGGUGAUGCCGACUGGAUUUGUUUGGAAAUGGCCCUUAAUCUUAAUUGGAAAUGCAAAUCUAAAUUUUCAUCAGCUCCUAUGAAAGAAUGGUCCGUUGAUGGAACUAGCGCCGGUCAAGUCAAAUGUGCUGAUAAUUUAUCAUUUGUUACGAUAUAUAACUCCGGUCAUGAAGCUCCAGCCGAUCAGUCAAAAGCUGCAUUUGAUAUGUUUACUAAAUGGAUAUCUAAUAUAAAAAUUGAAUAG
This is a messenger RNA of Racocetra persica, 1383 nucleotides long. The record is from the annotation of a GenBank genome assembly. NCBI's taxonomy places the organism in Eukaryota, Fungi, Glomeromycota, Glomeromycetes, Diversisporales, Gigasporaceae.